Messenger RNA from Plectropomus leopardus (leopard coralgrouper), 1912 nucleotides. RefSeq names its product BMP and activin membrane bound inhibitor a (gene bambia). Gene Ontology annotation, biological process: negative regulation of transforming growth factor beta receptor signaling pathway; transforming growth factor beta receptor signaling pathway; positive regulation of canonical Wnt signaling pathway. Lineage: Eukaryota; Metazoa; Chordata; Actinopteri; Perciformes; Serranidae. Gene Ontology annotation, molecular function: frizzled binding. The record is from RefSeq and is a predicted model, not a curated record.
GUGCAGUCUUCGGUCCAGCGGAGUUGUCCGUCUUUUUCUAACAUUUCUCCGUCCAGGAAUACAAAAGUGAUGCUUCACUGUGACCGGCCGCAUACAGAGGCAGAGGAGGACCAGCGGUGACAACUUUAUAUCGCACUCUCUCUUUUCCCGGGAGUAUAUUCUUCUUUUCUCUCUCUUUCGGCUCGAAAAAGAAGACGCGGUGUUUUGCGUCCUUCAGUAAUGUCGGACCACUUUUAAAAACUUUUCCAUGCCGGAGAGGAAACAUUUCGGAGUGUUUUUUGCUACUUUUUCCCGGUGAGGAUUGUGAACUGUCGUGUUUCGGUACAGGAAUGAGUGGUUUUUCGCCGUAGCUCCAUGUAAAUCUUUUCAGUCGUCCAGCUCUUCGUCCAGCGGACUGUGCCGCUGCUACUGGAUAUACGAGGACUGUUUUUGCGCAGUAAUUUGGUGUAAAUGGAUCGCCAGUCCAGUUUCAUUUCCAUUUGGCUACAACUGGAGCUCUGUGCCAUGGCGGUUCUUCUUACUAAAGGAGAAAUAAGGUGUUACUGUGACGCGCCGCACUGCGUAGCCACCGGAUACAUGUGCAAGUCAGAACUGAACGCCUGCUUCACCAAGGUCCUGGACCCGCUCAACGUAAACUCCCCCCUCACCCAUGGGUGUUUAGACCCCAUCGUCAACGCGGCGGACAUCUGCAGCAGCAGCUCCAGGAGCGCUGACGCCCUCAGCGGGGCCUCCACGCUGGAGUGCUGCCACGACGACAUGUGCAACUACAGAGGCCUGCACGACCUGGCGCACACCCGGGACUCAACAGAUCAUAGCCGGUACCAGCCGGACAGCAACAACAGGAACCUGGUGACCCGGGUUCAGGAGCUGGCCUCGGCCAAGGAGGUGUGGUUCCGGGCGGCGGUGAUUGCCGUCCCCAUCGCCGGCGGUCUCAUCCUGGUGCUGCUGAUCAUGCUGGCGUUGCGAAUGCUGCGAAGCGAGAACAAGCGGCUGCAGGACCAGCGGCAACAGAUGCUGUCGCGGCUCCACUACAGCUUCCACGGCCACCACACCAAGAAGGGCCACGUGGCCAAGCUGGACCUGGAGUGCAUGGUGCCCGUCACGGGCCACGAGAACUGCUGUCUGACCUGCGACAAGAUGAGGCAGGCCGACUUGGGCAAUGACAAGAUCCUGUCUCUGGUGCACUGGGGGAUGUACAGCGGCCACGGCAAGCUGGAGUUUGUAUGAUUCCUGCUGGGAACUAUGUGACUGUCACCUCCUGACAAAACAGCCAGGACUGCCCCUCAAUCGUUGGCGUUUGCUUUUUACCUUAAAAAGACAUUCCCAUGUGUUUUCGUCUGUCAGACUGUUGGGUUUGCGCUUUCAGUUCUUUUUAACCAGUGGCGAAAAAAUACGAGACUGAUCUCAUGCCGUGUGGUUUUUGCUAGAGGAGCACUUUACUUGAAAAUGAAAGGCAAAGCAACGAGGAGCUGUAUUUAAACUUGAGAGGGCAGGACUGAGGUGGAGUGAGAGCUCUGUCACUGCUCCUCCUGAGGAUCCUGGACUUUUAACACUGAGCGCUGAAGGAUUCCAAAUCUGUCUUAUUUGCACAUUUGUAAAAAAAAAAAAAAAAAAAAGUUGUCGUUGCUUAAAAAAACAAGAAUUUUACACUGACACCAGGGUACAAAAAGAACUUGCUUGAGGAGAAAAAAAAUUCAGUGUUUGACUGUAGGUGUACACACUCCUCUGUGUACGUUUCAUGAUGACGAGCUUAUUGUAAAGAUUUUAAAUAUAUAUAUAUAUUUUUGUCUGAUAAAACUGACCGGUGUGUGUCUUGUUCUGGGUGAAUGUCCAACAUCUCUCUCUGUGAUCAGACUAUAAGCUUGAUUGUGAGUGUGAAAGAAAAACUUCCAUUAAAAUGACUUUUUAUUUA